AUGGCUUCUAGCAAAGUAGAACGCAGCAGAGUAGCCGUCUGCGGACUUGGCAUUGCUGGUAUUGCGGCUGUGAAGAAUUUGACAGAGGUUGGAUUUGACGUUACUGGAUUCGAAGCCGCCGAUGCGAUUGGCGGCCUUUGGCAUUACUCAGAAGACAAUAGAACGACAUGCUUGUCCAAUACGGAAGCAUUGGUUCGGAGGAGCGCAUUCGGCUUUUCCGAUUUUCCCUACGCUCCUGGCAAUCCCGAAGUUCGCCUUCGUCCGAACGAAAUCCAGGCAUUUCUUGAGUCAUAUGCUCGACACUUCAAUAUUGUGUCUCGGUUUCAACUCAAUACAAAAGUGACAGCUGUCAAUCGAAUUGGAAAUAAAUGGCAUUUGACUCUCACGCGUAAAGAAGGUCAUCAAGAGGAACAAGCGUUUGACAGAUUGGUGGUAUGCACUGGGCUCUUUCAGACCCCGAGAAAACCCCACGUUGAAGGGCUCGACGAGUUUGAAGGCCAAAUACUCAACACUCAAACUUAUAAAAAGCCGGAUAUUGCCAAAGGGAAACGUGUACUGAUCGUUGGUCUCGGCGCUACGGCAACAGACAUGGCCAGAGGCCUUGCGGGAAUCGCCAAAGAAAUCUUUAUUUCUCAUAGAACUGGAUGUCUUGUGCUGCCAUUCAGCAAAGGAAACGAUGUUUGUUUCCCAUCUCUUCGUAAACAGCACGAGAAGGCAAAUGCGCCAGGUAUAGAACAGAAGCAGAUGCUUAACAGCGCUCUCAUGAAAUUGCAAGAUGAAUCUUUUGACCUUAAGCCGGAAUGGGGCCUCGGAAACGCUCCCUCGUUGCCUCAGAAAUUACCAAUCAUUGGAGACGGAUUUUACGACCUUUUAAUUUCUGGAACAGUUACAUUAGUGCCUGGUUUGAAACGAGUCCAUCGCUCUCAUGUAGAACUAACAGACGGGAAAAUUAUAGAAGUCGAUACUAUCAUAUUCUCGAUUGGCUACGAUAGGUCGUAUUCUUUACUGGGCCCUUACGACCCGUCCCGGAAUAUGCCACAAGCUUGGAAAGACUCUCCUGGCUCAAUGGGGCGACCCCUUCCACGGCUUUACCAGGGGAUCUUUUCUCUAGACUUCCCGGAUUCUCUUGCAUCUUCAACACAUGUAGGCUCCACUUUGUCGGCCACGAUGAACGGGGAUACGGCAUCAAUGGCGCUCGCUCAGGUGUGGCUGGGCAAUUCCAAGCUGCCUUCUCUUGAGGAAAUGACGAUGAGUGCCGACAAACAAAACAGCAUGGCCAUAGAACUGGCCAACAAAGGGGGAGUUUAUGAUCCUGCACUUGUGGACGCAAGGGAAUGGAGCCUCUGGGCGGACAAAGCAGCGGGAUUUGGCAUUCAAGAUCGACUUGGGUAUGGGUGGAAAGCUUGGUGGCUUCGAUUCACUGAUCCUCGUCUUUACAAAACACUUUUGGAUGGGCAAUUUGUGCCACAGGUUUAUCGACUUUUUGAUGAGGGCAAGCGGCCAGCGUGGAAAGAUGCUCGAGAGGCGCUCUUCAAGGCGAAUGAAGCCGAGUAG
Messenger RNA from Trichoderma gamsii, 1554 nucleotides. RefSeq lists its product as hypothetical. Gene Ontology annotation, molecular function: flavin adenine dinucleotide binding; N,N-dimethylaniline monooxygenase activity; NADP binding. The coding region runs from base 1 to 1554 and encodes 517 amino acids. NCBI's taxonomy places the organism in Eukaryota, Fungi, Ascomycota, Sordariomycetes, Hypocreales, Hypocreaceae. The record is from RefSeq and is a predicted model, not a curated record. The transcript has 7 exons.